Molecule: messenger RNA, 1452 nt
Organism: Microthlaspi erraticum
Lineage: Eukaryota; Viridiplantae; Streptophyta; Magnoliopsida; Brassicales; Brassicaceae
Source: the annotation of a GenBank genome assembly
AUGGUUAUGAUGAUGAUGACGAAGGCGAUGGCGACUGAUUGGGGAACGUGGGAGGAGCUUCUCCUCGGCGGCGCCGUCCUCCGUCAUGGUACCGGUGACUGGUCCGUCGUCGCCGACGAACUCCGUUCUCAUUCUCUCCCUCUGAUUUUCACACCUGAGAUAUGUCAAGCCAAGUACAAGGACUUGCGAGAACGUUAUUUGGGAUGCAAAACUUGGUUCGAUGAGCUCAAGAAGAAGCGAAUGGCUGAGCUUAAGGCAGCUUUGCUUAAAUCCGACGACUCCAUUGGGUCGUUGGAAUCAAAGCUUCAGAGUCUGAAAUCAGAAAGCAACGAUCAUGAAUGUAAUAAUAAAAACAGUUAUGAUUCAAGCCGAACGGUAUCGCUCGAACCAUCACCUAAAUCCGAAGGCGGAGGAGAAUGUACAAGCAAAGAUACAUCCAAAGACUUGUCAUCAGCUGGUAGCUUCACACAACAGGAGCUCACAACAAAAACAACAACAACAAACUGGUCACCAGAAGCUAUUAAGUCAGAAGAAGCUCCAGCGAUGGUAAUAAUAAAAGAGGAAGAGAAGAUCAAGAACCUGUUGCUCGGCGACAUUUUUGUAGUAGGAGGACAAGUGCUUCCGAGUAUGAGGAAGAAACGAGGCAAGAGAAAGCGAAAAGAUUGUAGUGGAAGUAGUACUAAAGAAGUGACUGAAGUCAGCGCAAUGGAAGAAAGCGAUCUGCUGGAUUCUUCCACUGCGGAUGUUGCUACCAUCUCUAGGAGUAAAGAGAGUAAAGAAGCUUCUUCCUCUAGCAUUAGUCGAAUUCGAGGUCACGGUUUGGCUUCACCCGAAGAGCUUAUGAAGAUAUACAACACUAUCUCACAGAACGAAUGUGCCCUAGUCUUCAGGAGACGCCUUGACAGUCAAAAAAGGGGAAGAUACAAGAAACUGGUGAGGAGGCAUAUGGAUUUAGACACUGUGAAAGCAAGAAUCAACGGUUGUUUGAUAUCAUCAGCGAAAGAGCUCUUCAUGGACUUUCUUCUUGUGGCGAACAAUGCAGCCAUUUUCUACUCCAAGAACACUCGUGAGCACAAAUCUGCUGUCUUUCUUAGAGACAUUGUCACCAAGUCUCUGAAACACUACUUGAGAGAAGAUCAGCAUCCUCCUCAUCGAAGCAGUAGCGUUACUACAAGCACAAAGGUUCCGGUUCUUCCUUCGACGUCUACUUCUCCUGCUGUCCGAACGAGCCAGGCAGCUAAAAAACCAAGAACUGGUGCACACCCUCUUAAAAAAGUUGAGCAAGAUAUGGUGAAGACUUCAAGCGGAGGUAGGAAGAGGUUUAUUGCGGAUUUACCUGCUGUGAAAACUGCGGCGACGGGGAAGAAAGGAGCGGCGGUGGAGAGGAGAAGGGACUGUAGACAAGCGGCAGCGCCUGCGGUGGCUGGGAGAAAGAGGAACCGGGUGAGAUGA